Rotaria socialis is the source of this 597-nucleotide messenger RNA. The record is from the annotation of a GenBank genome assembly. Lineage: Eukaryota; Metazoa; Rotifera; Eurotatoria; Philodinida; Philodinidae.
AUGGUGAAUGGUACAGUUGAAGUUCGCCUAACACAAGGGGAUACGAUGUUCAUUGAAGUUGAAACAGAUGAAAAUCUACAUAAUACUGAAGCCAUCGAGAUUUAUGUCAAUGAAAAUUUAUUGACAGUACAAGAUCAUAACUGUCGUUACACGAAAAUGAUUGUGUAUGUUCAAUUUCCCGCAACAUACAAGUUGAAAAGUUUAACUGCCAACGGUACAGGACUUUUCGAAACAACUAAUGAAAUAUCUGCAAUUGACGGCCUAUUUACAGUAUCGUUUAACGGGACAAGAAAAGGACAUCUUAAAUUAUAUUCGGAAAAUGGUUUACAACUAACAAUGAAUGGAACAUCAGAGUUGACAAUUUCUGGCAUUGUUCACCAAUGGACUAAUAUUGAACAAAGUGGUACCAGUAAAUUAGAUGCAGAACAAUGUAAAAUGAAUCACGUAACGGCUGUUUUACAAGGUGUCAGUACUGCGUAUAUUGUGGCACAAGAUGAAAUUAAUGUGAAUGUACAAGGUGUUUCAUCUGUAUUCUAUCGUGGACCAUUAAACCAAGCAUAUGUUGGCGCUAUUACAUGCAAAGUUCAAGAAUUUUAA